Pyrus x bretschneideri (Chinese white pear) is the source of this 1389-nucleotide messenger RNA. Its product is annotated as probable O-methyltransferase 3. The record is from RefSeq and is a predicted model, not a curated record. NCBI's taxonomy places the organism in Eukaryota, Viridiplantae, Streptophyta, Magnoliopsida, Rosales, Rosaceae. Gene Ontology annotation, biological process: methylation. The transcript is spliced from 3 exons. Bases 16 to 1389 code for a protein of 457 amino acids. Gene Ontology annotation, molecular function: O-methyltransferase activity; S-adenosylmethionine-dependent methyltransferase activity; protein dimerization activity.
ACAUGGGUUUGAGUAAUGGUGAAGUGGGUGCUAUUAGCCUAUGAGGAUCUUGGAGCUCAAGCACAUGUUUGGAACCACAUGUUCCAGUUCAUAAACUCCAUGUCACUCAAAUGUGCAGUUCAACUAGGCAUCCCAGACGUGAUUCACAACCACGGCCAACCCAUCUCUCUUUCCGAGCUCAUCGCCGGGCUCAAUGUCCACCCUUCGAAAGCUCAUUUCAUCUCACGCCUCAUGCGGAUCCUCGUUCACUCCGAUUUCUUUGCACAGCAUCAUCAUGUUCAUCAUGAUCGUGACGAUGCGGAGGAAGAAGUAGCUGUUGUGUUGUAUAGCCUAACACCAGCUUCCGGGCUUUUUCUCAAAGACGGACCAUUAAACACCACACCGUUUCUGCUCAUGGUACUUGAUCCGGUAAUUACAGACCCAUUUCACUCAAUGAGUAAUUGGUUACAUAUGAAUUGUGGCGAUGAUCUAGUUCCAUGUACACCAUUUGAGGUGGCAAAUAGAAUGCCUUUUUGGGAAUUGAGUGCCAAGAAACCGAGGUUUGGUGACUUGUUUAAUGAAGCAAUGGAGGCGGACUCCAAGCUUAUCGCUGGGGUGGUGGUAGGAGAGUGUGGAGGAGUCUUUGAGGAUUUGAAAUCCCUGGUGGAUGUUGGAGGGGGUACAGGAACAAUGGCCAAGGCCAUUGCCAAUGCAUUUCCCAACAUCAACUGCACUGUGUUUGACCAGCCACAUGUGGUGGCUGACUUGGAAGGGAUGGCCCACAAUUUGGGAUUUGUGAGAGGAGACAUGUUUGAGGAAAUACCUCCAGCCAAUGCAAUUCUGCUCAAGUGGAUUCUGCAUGAUUGGAAUGAUGAAGAAAGCGUGCAGAUAUUGAAGAAAUGUAGAGAAGCAAUAUUUCUGAACAAAAAUGAGGGAAGGAAGAAGAAGAUUAUCAUCAUAGACAUAGUUGUGGGGUAUGGCGAUAACAAGACGAAAAUGGACAAGAAAUCAAUUGAAACCCAACUCAUGUUCGAUAUGUUGAUGAUGUCCACCAUCACUGGCAAAGAGCGUAGCGAAUCAGAAUGGGAGAAGAUCUUUUUGGCUGCUGGAUUCUCUCAUUAUAACAUCACUCAUAUGCUCGGUUUUGAGUUGGAAGAGAUGUUGAUGGGUCAUACAGCCGGUAUAUCUGAGCCUCAGUCAUCCAAGGAUUGGUUACUUCCUUAUGCUGAAUCAUCUGAGUUAGAUGAUAUUGACACUGCAGACUGUUCUGAGCAAAUACUUUACACAGCCUUCUUCGAAGAGCUUGCAAGGAAUAUCGUUAAGUAUGACACUGUUAUAUGGCUUUCUAUAUCCCUAUUGCUGGUUAGCUUGGGGAGUUGGCAUCAUCAUGCUUUUAUAUCUGCCCUUUAA